This is a messenger RNA of Punica granatum (pomegranate), 1770 nucleotides long. The record is from RefSeq and is a predicted model, not a curated record. NCBI's taxonomy places the organism in Eukaryota, Viridiplantae, Streptophyta, Magnoliopsida, Myrtales, Lythraceae.
CUCUGUUCUUCUCCUUCAGUAUUCUCCUCUCCCACCUAACCCCCCCGACAAAUUUUCCACCAUGGCGCAUAUAUAACGUCUGUAAAUACAAAUGUUGAGGCAUCGCUCUCGCAGUUUCUUCACCGGACCCAAGUCUUCCACCAACUGAGCCUACCUACCCCUCACAUGGCGGCUUCCUCGGGAAUUGCCCUGACAUCUUCUCGGGUCGCUCUGGGGGACCAGGCUCUUGGGCAUUCCUUCCCUUCCAGCAAUUCCCCCUUCAGGUCGGUCGAAUAUACAAGGAAAGUGAGGUUGCCCAAGAUGACAGCAGUGGUGAAAGCAAUGAGUGGCCACAACCACGUGGAUAUUGAUCUGACUUUAAGUCCAAGAGUGAAUGCUGUAAAGCCCUCGAAAACAGUUGCCAUAACUGACCAAGCCGUAGCUCUUGCUCUUGCUGGUGUGCCUGUCAUCAAAUUAGCCGCUGGAGAACCUGACUUUGAUACACCUGCUCCGAUAAGAGAGGCCGGGAUAAAUGCAAUACGGGAAGGUUAUACGAGGUACACUCCAAACGUGGGCACAUUAGAACUUCGAAAAGCAAUUUGUCAGAAGCUGAAAGAGGAGAAUGGGCUUCCAUAUACUCCGGACCAGAUUGUAGUCAGCAAUGGAGCCAAGCAGAGCAUUCUUCAGGCAGUUCUCGCAGUCUGUUCUCCAGGUGACGAGGUUAUAAUACCAUCUCCCUUCUGGGUGAGUUACCCCGAAAUUGCAAGACUUGCCGAUGCAACACCGGUGAUUCUCCCAACGCACAUCACUGAAAAUUUCCUGAUGGACCCUGAGAUCCUGGAAUCUAUGCUUACCGAGAAAUCGAGAGUGCUUAUCCUCUGUUCGCCCUCUAAUCCCACAGGGUCUGUUUACUCAAAGAAAGUGCUGGAAGAGAUUGCUCGCGUAGUCGCCAAGCACCCAAGACUUCUGGUUCUGUCAGAUGAGAUCUACGAACACAUAAUCUAUGCCCCAGCAACUCAUACAAGCUUUGCAUCGUUACCGGGCAUGUGGGAGAGGACCCUGACUGUAAACGGGUUUUCAAAGGCCUUCGCAAUGACUGGGUGGCGGCUUGGGUACAUCGCAGGUCCAGAACACUUCAUUGCUGCAUGUGGGAAAAUUCAGAGCCAGUUCACUUCCGGCGCAAGCAGUAUUUCUCAGAAGGCUGCAAUGGCUGCAUUAGGACUAGGUUAUGCUGGUGGCGAAGCUGUUUCCACAAUGGUUAAGGCCUUCAGAGAGCGGCGAGAUUACUUGGUUAAGAGCUUCGGCGAGUUGGAGGGUGUGAAGAUAUCAGAGCCCCAGGGAGCUUUCUAUCUCUUCAUCGAUUUCAGCUGCUACUACGGAUCAGAAGUUAAGGGGUUCGGUGUAAUUGAUGGCUCAGAGUCCUUAUGCCGAUACCUGCUGGACAAGGCUCAGGUUGCAUUGGUCCCAGGGGAUGCCUUCGGAGAGGACACUUGCAUUCGCAUAUCCUACGCUGCUGCACUCUCGGAACUGCAAAAUGCAGUCGAGAGAAUCAAGAAAGCCCUUGUCCCGCUCAGGCCGGCUGUUCCCGUUUAAGUCCAUGGAGACGAUGUCAGUUUUAGCCUGUCUUUACUUGUCUGUGUAUGAUUAUUUCCAUGGAGACUCUGUUCUGUUGUUGUACUUGCUUUUGUUGCAAAUAUAUUUUUAUGUUGUUUGAGUAAACUUCAGCUAUGACAUUUAACAUCGAUUGUUUUCCCAUAUUUUAAUGAAGACAUGAGGUGAAUUCAUCGAUCA